Messenger RNA from Phyllopteryx taeniolatus (common seadragon), 8102 nucleotides. It is a transcript of the gene zbtb4, whose product is annotated as zinc finger and BTB domain containing 4. Gene Ontology annotation, molecular function: RNA polymerase II cis-regulatory region sequence-specific DNA binding; DNA-binding transcription factor activity, RNA polymerase II-specific. The record is from RefSeq and is a predicted model, not a curated record. The transcript is spliced from 2 exons. Lineage: Eukaryota; Metazoa; Chordata; Actinopteri; Syngnathiformes; Syngnathidae. Gene Ontology annotation, biological process: regulation of DNA-templated transcription. The coding region runs from base 446 to 5287 and encodes 1613 amino acids.
UGUUGUUGCCAUGCGUGCGUCCGGGGGGUGAGCGCUGGUGGGUGUGCGUGCGUGCGUGUAUUCACGCAUGUUUGCGGAUGGCGAUUCGAGCGCGUGCGCGCGCACACACAAGCUGGCUCCCUCAUUCUGCAUGCGCGCGUGUGUGCGCCAGCGGCGAGGCCUUCGUCGCCCUCAUCCUCGGCCUCUGUCGCACUUCUUUUUUCUUUCCGAGGGCGGGCGGUGAAACUUUUGGAUUCGUCCGAGUGUGUCGCGUCUCGGCCCUGGGGACUGACAGAUUUCGGGUGCUGGUCAUGGUGUCCGGGGUGAAGCUGUGGGACCCCCUCCACGCGGGCCUAAUUCACUCUCGUCUGAGUGAGCGACACCUGGCUUCCGUGUUAGCGCCCCCCUGCGCCCUCAUACACCGUGUCGCCAAGGACGCCACUUCCCUCCAGCCCGUCGGCUGGAGAUGAAGGGGAAAAGGCAUUGUAGUCGAGGAGAUGCGAUGAUGGAGGACAGGCUGGACAGCAUGGCCGAUGGACCUAAAAAUGCAAAAAUCACCCUAAGCUUCCCAGUUAGCGCCGGGCCCCUCCCGGCCUCGCUGACGUCAUCCGGCUAUUGUCGUAACGCCGCGUCAUCCUCUUCCCCACACAGACGCCGGCCUUCUUCUAAGAGCUCAGACGAGGGGUCUCUAUGGAAACUGGACUCCACCAUGGACGUAAAGCACAGACCUUUUAAGCCCCCGAGGCACGACAGUUCUCCGUCCUCGUCUCCCUCCUCCUCCUCAUCCCCAAUGACUGUUCACGCGCUUAUCAGGAAGGAUAUAAAAUCCCCGCCUCCUCUCAAGUGCUCCAAACUCCCUCCAGAGACACAGUUUCACAAGUCGGCGCCAGCAUCUUCCAGCUCCGCUCUAGCGGGCUCGUACGGCGGAGACGGAUGGGACGAGAGACACAAGGCGGCCAACGGCGCAGCUUCACCCUCACAAACAGCCCAGAUCCUCUUCAGCCUGGGCACCUCGGCCUAUCCGAGAGGAGGCGGGGACGCAGAGAGGAAGGAGAAAAUAACAGGACGACCCGCUGGGAAGCUGGGAAGCCCUCGUGGACCGAGUCUACACCCACCCGCACUCCACCUCCCGCCCCCUCUGCCCCCACCCCCUCCUCCCCCGUCCGAGGGGCUCACUGCACCCCCCCACUCCUCCUCCUACUCCCCCACAGACAACCUCAAGCCCGAACUGAUUUGCGGAGUGUGCCACCGGCUCUUCAGCUCGGCCUCCUCACUCACUGUCCACAUGCGGCUGCAUCGUGGAAGCCGCGCCCUCAGCUGCCGCUUUUGCGGCAAAGUCUUCAUCCACAGCAAGAGGCUGCAAUCUCACGAGGCCUCCUGCAGGGUGCCGGGCCUGCCGUCCCGACUGGGCCCGUCUCUCGCCGUGCAGCCAAAGGAGGAGCCGCUGGAGGAAGGCGAAGUGAGAGUGGAGGAAGGGGAAACAGACAUGAGCAAGGCGAGGCCGGAGAAAAAAGCAGGUAGCCUGUCGGCACGUGUGCAAGGCGAGGACGAUGCAGCAGCCGCGGAGCUCCUGGCAAGUGAUGAGAGCCAUUUUGUGAAGGUGGUGGACGGCAAUGUCAUUUACUUCUGCUCUGUGUGCGAGCGCUCUUACAUGACGUUGUCCAGCCUUAAGCGUCACUCCAACGUACACUCGUGGCGACGCAGGUACCCGUGCCAUUACUGCGACAAGGUCUUCGCACUGGCCGAGUACCGCACAAAACAUGAGGUGUGGCACACUGGGGAGCGGCGAUACCAGUGCAUUUUCUGCUGGGAUGCCUUUGCUACCUACUACAAUCUCAAAACUCAUCAGAAGACCAUUCACGGCAUCAAUCCCAGUCUGAUCUCCAGUGAAAAGACGGCCAAUGGCGGCUAUAAGCAGAAGGCAAACGCCCUCAAGCUCUACCGCCUCCUUCCCAUGCGCUCACAGAAAAGACCGUACAAGACUUACAGUGACACAUUGCAAAAUGGCCUGCUGAUGUCACCGGCUGAAGCCCCUUCCCUCUCUCUGCCUGGCCUGGGCUGCGAUCUUGGACCUGGAGACUUACCAAGUUUCAUCAGUGGGACCCAUCCUCAGAGCGUCAAGCCUGACCCUGACGGCUUUUGCGAUGACGUCCUCGCCGCUGAACACAACCGCUCUGCGUCGCCGCCCUUCCCCCAGCAAGACUCUGCCCAGCUUAAUAAACACGACGAGGCCCACGAGUUAGAGCCGCAUCGAGGCAGCUCCAAAAUGUCCAGUAGCAGCAAAACCAAAAGUCACAAAGCGGCGAGAGGCGCAGACUCAACAAGCAUGCCCUCUGUGAUCACAUAUGGACACACAAAACCCUCGGUCAUAGUUCACGGAACCGCUGUGUCAUCCUCUGUCAUUGUGCACAGCAACCAGCUCUCCCCCGGAGGUGAGCAAAACAAGCCCCCUGAAAUCAACGUCAGUCAGACCUCCCACAAGGUCAGCGCGAGGCCAUUAAAGAGACAGAGGGACGGCGCUGAUGGCCACAGAAAAAGGUCCCGAGACAGCUCGGAUCCGAUAAGACGGGGUGCGGAGGCAGACGGGUCAUGUUUUAAGUCCAGAAAGUCCCACAGCAAGAAUGACCUAUCUAGGUCAAAGCAGCCGUCGCCAUCGGCGGGCUCACUGGUCAAAGAGACAGGCCCGCUCUGCCAGAUCACUGUGCGUAUUGGGGAGGAGGCCAUAGUGAAGCGCAGUAUCUCAGAGACAGACCUUAGGAGAGACAAAAGCCGCUCUCCCCCCAAAAACAAAAGAGGCGAAGCAUCUUCGGUGAAGGCCGCCCAUCAUCACAAACACCACGACCACCGCCGGGCCAGCCAGGGACAGGAGGACGAUACGGGGCAAGAUAGCAAGGAAGAGGUGGGAGAAAACACGGGCAACUCCUGCGACGAGUUGAGGGAGUACAACUUUCGCCAAAAAGUGCGCGAGCAGGAGAGCGACCACGACAUGGAGGACAACCUGUGGCGACCUUACUACUCCUACAAGCCCAAGAAAAAGGCGCAGGCACAUCUGCAGAGGUUCAAAAGCUGGCAGCGCAAGCUCAAGUUUAAGCGCGCUCUGCGGCUGAAGAGGAGAGCGGAGAAGCUGAAAAAGUGUGGGAAUAAAGAGAUGGGAAAAUCACAAGAUGAGGAGGAGGAGGGUGGAAAGCCGUCAGAGGCUGACAAGGCUGGAUGUGAAAGAGAAGAGAAGCAAGCAAAGGAGGCCUGUCAUGAGCUCUCCACCCCUUCUCCGCCAUCCCCAAAGCCGCUUCUCGGGACCUCCGUUGCUCCUACAGGACUGAAAAGGCGGCCUUGGACCAAUGGCAACGCGGCAGAGUGCGCUACAUGUGGCUGCUGGUUCUCGAGCACCAGCAAGCGGGACCAGCACGAGCUGAGUCAUCUUCUGGAGUUUGUGUGCCUCUUCUGCCGAGCCACUUUCCCCUCAAGGGACAAAUUAGAAGACCACCAGAGGAUCCAGCAUCCCAAGCCCGCCGACACAUCCGCAGGCAUGCAAAAAGUGGCACUCGGCGAACAUCCCAAUGUGCUCAAACCUGAAUGUGGCGACGAAAAGGAAGCUCAACUCAACUUGAGUAAUUCAAGUCCGGCCCGCCUGAGCAGAAGAGCAUUGUCACGCCAUACCUGCCCACAGUGUCACAAAGUGUGCAAGACGUCCUCUGCGCUCAACCGCCACAUCCGACGUCACGAGUUCAGCAGUUCUCCAGAGAGGGAAAAGGAAGACGACCUUCCAGAGCCCGAAACGACAGCCGAGAGCAAAGACGAGGUCCGUGAAAAAGGCCAAGUUGUGUCAGUCAUAAGCUAUUUGACAGCAGAGCCCCCUAAAAGUUGCGACUCUUCAUCAUCACCAGACCAUCACGGUGAACCGACAUCCCAACAUCGGCAAGCGGAGUCCGGUGACAAGCCUGAAGUGGCUGAGCGCACAUACCUGGAACCUGAGAGGAAGCCCAGCCCAAAGAUUAGCGAGAGCCCCGUUGACCUUGCGCCCGCUAAAGCUCAGCCCGUCCUAUCCGCGGCCCCCAAUCUCCAGAGUGUGCUGGUCAUGAACAGGCCCGAAUGUUUGGACUUCUGCACCCCCGGCAAACGGAACCUAGACAAAAUUGCAAGCCCUGUGCACAGCAUGGUAACCCCUAGCACCUCCGCUAAUGUGCCCAUGACGCCACAGACCAGAAUAACCACUGCUGCUCCACCCAUUGCCAUAGCAACCGUUAACAGCUCUGAUCGGGGAGUUGUGGCACGAGAUGGGGUCAUUAUGGACAGAGAGAGGCAGGCUCGGAGUGCUAUGUUUGUGCACGGCAGCUACAAGGAACCCCCCCUGGUCCAAGCUCUCCGAGUCCAGUCCCUGUCCCGCAGUCCGUCUCCCAAUGAAGCACAAGACCUGACCAUGUCCUCCAUACUAGCUCGAGAGAGGGAGACGGAGAGGCAACGACUACGAAAGAGGGAGCUCGAGAAACAGCGAGAGAGGGGGCGGGACAAAGACCGAGGAAAAGACAUGGAGAGGGUCCAACACUUGAGUCGACAUGAACAGACCCCAAUGGACCAAAGAACUAUAUUAGUUCCCAAAGAGGAGCCUUUGAGUCCCGUGCCGUCCCCCCAACACAUCCCCACUUUAACCACUACAAAUGGGCCUCUGUCGCACAGACACACUCCAAAGUCACCCUGCCGUCCUGGACUCUUAGCCGCGGCCAACCAUCAGAUCCAAGAACUGGACCGGCUGACGGUACCCAGCGGUGGGGACCGCCCCUCCGCCCAUGCUCUCCUUCUCCCGCGGGCACCAAAACCACCUGAACCUGAGCGUCACAACACUUCCAGGGAUGGCCAGCACGUGGAACCUGCGCCGGUGUGCUACCCUGUCCAGGAUUACCCCCUUCCCCUCCUUGUACCGGACGCCUAUCAGCCAGCUAAGAAGCAGGAAGACAACCUCCUUGUGUCCUCCUACCCUGCCGGAGCGCUUCCCUUCGGGCCUCUGGGAAAGAUGAUGGUCCCUAACGGCGCUGACUUGGCCAAGCUGCCGUUCUAUCCGGACCCGUACCAGCUCCUCUACGGCUCCCAGUUUCUGGCCUACCCAUACAAUGUGGCGGCUCUUCCCGUGGCCCUCAACAUGAUGGCGCCCGGGGCGGACAAGGUGGAGCCUCUGCCCUUCCUGCCGGCCAUCUUCAACUACACCGCUGGCGCGGGUCCCUAUAUGGGCGCCCCGCCGCACCCGCUGGUGGCCAAGCCCAGCUUCUACGGCGGUGGAAAGAAGCAACGAGACGGCGGCAGCAGCAAACCAUAGGAUGCCAAAAGGAUUCUAUCACAACGAGGAUAGGACCGGGGAGGGAAGGGGUGGCCAAUGUUGGAGUGACGUAUCAUCACACCCUCCCUCCCAUCUUUGUUCUCUGCUGUUUUGCCGUAGUGUGUCGUAGAUCUAGAACUCGAUUCUCUUAUCUUGAAUAUACGAAUAAGAACUGCGUACAGGGUGUGUUUCUCUGGCGCCCCGUCAGAGCCGUAGCCCGUUGCAGCCUGAGCGCCAAGCGAGUCGAAGCCAGUUAUCGACACUACUUCAAAACACUUGUGGAUGUUGGGCUUUGGCGUGAAAUUUUGGGAUUGAAACUACGAUAACCUUUACAGGUGGACGUUGACCUCUAAACUUUUGAAUGUCCAAUUGUUCUCUGUUUCAGUACUUUUUGCACAACUUGCUGUUCUCUAACAAGGAGCUCAAUGGCAAAAUUCACAGCAGGAAAUACCUGCUGUGAAUCCAAAAAUCGAACGAAUAAAUAUUGUGGUUCAAUUACAUUUGCUGUUUAAACAGUCCUCAAUAAGUCAUACUACAACAGAUGUCAGAUUUUCCAUGACAAGGUCAAAAUACAUUUUAGGUUCAUGCUGAAAUUUCACCCCAAAGCCAUAUUAAGGUUUUGUGAGUAGUGUAUUUGAGUAGCGCGGGCACGAAUCUCCACAGACGUACCGCGGUGGCGCGCGCUCGUAUUGAGGACAGUUUGUACGUAACGCGCGCGCUGUGACUAAUGGGAUAUGCGCACGUGUGGCUCGGGCCCACAGGCAGCAUUCCUCCCCGAGACGGCUCGGCAGCAGCAGUAGUGCGUCGAAGGGCCGCCCGUGUAGAAGGGAUACGUCGUCCGGAAGAGUGUACGACAACUCGUCUCGACACACCAUGUGACUUUGUGGCCAGACGACACUGUAGGAUGUGUAUAGCAUAGUUUAUACCUUAUGUGCACAAAUAUAGUCAAGUAGUGGUCACUUAAAGGGGGGCACUUGUAGCUGCUUUGGAUAUGUAGCUGGUCACUGGGUUAAGAAAUGCAGGCUGGUAACUAUUGCACUUCCCUUCUUCAUCUCGUUUCCUUUACACAACAGAGGAAAUAAAGAGUUACCACCCCCCCCCCCCUCUCCCCCCACCCACCUCCCCACACACUCUUGGAGUAGAAGGACAAAAAAAUAUCUAAAGGAUUCAGGGUAUUGAGGUUUUUCUAGGUGAGGAAAAAGGAAGCAAAGAUUUGACUUCCGAUGAGGUUGAGCUCAACAGCCAAAGUGAUGCCUGGACACCCCCCCCCCCCCCCCCCUCCAUGUCAUUUUGUUAUCGCUUGUCUGUUCAACGAUGUUGCUGGUUAGGCCCCUCCCCUCUUGCGGCCGUGGCUUCGAGGGACAGGGGGCACCUCAACCUAAAGAUAUGAAUGUAAAUUUUAGUCAUGCGGUCAAUGAAGUACAGCUGCAUUAACGGUAGACUAUGGCAAGCCUUUUGAGGAUUUCUUCCAUGUGCUUGAUAUCCACUUUAAAAGUCCGUGUACUACAAUUCUCUUUGUCCUCACCAGUAAGACAAUUCCGCACACUAGUAGAACGACUAGAGUGCACUAGUAGAACGACUGUUUUCUAGUCAUGUUUUUUCCACUACUGCACAACUACAUGUUACUCGUGAACCAAAACUGUGUGCUAGUUGACAUCUGUGCGCUACUAAUACCACUGUGGGGUAACGGAUAUCUGAGCACCAACGGUGGGGCAACACGUGGACAGACAAUAUCACAAUACUCUUAUGCAUAUAUUCUUUAUCCUCUGCGAAGAACGACUUACUGCGGCUUACUGAGAAGCUGCGACGUCUCUGGCACCACUGUACUAGUGAAGUGCUUAUAAUGUCACAAGUAGAACUAGUAGCACACACAGUUUUCUGGCACUCUACUAGUCUGCCGAAGUUGGCCUGCUAGUGAGGACAAAGAGCGUACUAGUACAUGGACCUUAAACUGAAUAUCAAGUACAUGGAGUCAAUGCAGAAAGGGCCUUCCAUAAGACUCGGUUUCAGUUCUUUGUUGUUGUUUUUUUUCUUUUUGUUUCACACAAAUAACCUAUUACAGAACAAUAUAAUAGUCUGGUAUGCAUAUAUACAGUAGUCCUAGCAACACGUCAGUAAACUUGGGUUCCGUAUCCACGAAAGCAUGAGCGCCACUUGCUUCCUAACCGUUUCUACGCUCGGCAAAUCUUGACACUGUGCACACAGCUUUUUUUUCCCCCCCCCUUUCCGUUCCCGUCUCAAUCUUCCAUAUCUGUGUUUUUGGAUUCUCACCUUUCGGCCGAAGUUGGCCGAACUCGCACCGCCGGGUGUCUUCUUUUUUGUUUUUUUUGUUUUUCCUCCCGUCUCUUCAGGGGUGAGCGGUUAAGCACGCGUGAGGAAAAACCAAAAGCCACAAAGUCAGCAUAUCUCUCGGCACUCACAAAACGGGCCACCUGUUAUUAUUUUUUUUAAUUUCCGUGUUAAAAAGAAAUAAGAAAAAAAAAAAAAAAAAAAGCAAAAGCCUCGCUGUGUCCGACGCAAUAUUCCAAUCCAUUCCUGUAGAUGUGUUUUUGGACCAUCGUUUCUUAUGUCAUACAGACCAAAAGCAUGCAAAUUGACUCGUGUUGUAGUGACUGGACUGGAAUCUGGUGGUGUUAUACAACUUGUCUACUGUACGUUUUCGUUGAAAUGAAUGUGCCUCUGCUUUGAUAUUUAAAUAAUUAUCUAUAGUUAUUAAGAUGUGGAUCUGCCAGAUUUCCAGGUGCCUUGAUACGGCAUAAGAAGUUAGAUUUGUAAAUGAAAGUUUUUUUUUUUUGUUUGUUUUGUUUUUUUUGUU